Messenger RNA from Alligator sinensis (Chinese alligator), 1473 nucleotides. It is a transcript of the gene GIPC3, whose product is annotated as GIPC PDZ domain containing family member 3. Bases 260 to 1267 code for a protein of 335 amino acids. The record is from RefSeq and is a predicted model, not a curated record. Gene Ontology annotation, molecular function: protein binding. NCBI's taxonomy places the organism in Eukaryota, Metazoa, Chordata, Crocodylia, Alligatoridae. The transcript has 6 exons.
CCUUACCUGUGAGCACAGCUGCUGCUUGCAGGUGUUUGUAGCUCCCCUGGCACGGUUCCUGCCCUGUCCCUGCAGCUCAGUAGAGCCACACCUGCCUGCAUGGAAGAGAGCUCAUCUGACACUAAUUGAAUUACCUGUGCCCAGGGGAUCAGGUUCCGUGGGCCUGGGAUCGCCUUACUGCCGGGCUGGGAGCUAGUGGGCAUCUAUAAUUCAGUAGGGAGAACUGCCAUUGUGCCCCCGAAAGCUGGGUGGCAGGAAGAUGCACCGGUCAGGCAGACAAAACAAAAAGGCCGGCGAGGAGGAGAAGUCCAUGGAGAACGGAGUGGCUCAGGAGCUGGGGGCUGCAGAGGCCUCACCUGAGGUGGGGAGAAAGGAGGACAGUGGCCCCACUGCCCACUCUCACGGCUCGCAGCCACCCCCACGGGUGCGGCCCAGGCUGGUAUUCCACACGCAGCUGGCCCAUGGCAGCCCCACGGGGAAGAUUGAGGGCUUCACCAAUGUGAAGGAGCUGUAUGCCAAAAUCGCCGAGGUCUUCAGCAUCUCUCCAACUGAGAUCCUGUUUUGCACACUCAACACCCACAAAGUGGACAUGCAGAAGCUGCUGGGGGGGCAGAUCGGCCUGGAGGACUUCAUCUUCGCACACGUCCGGGGCGAGACCAAGGAAGUGGAGGUGAUGAAGACGGAGGAUGCUCUGGGGCUGACCAUCACGGACAAUGGGGCAGGCUAUGCCUUCAUCAAGAGGAUAAAAGAAGGGAGCAUCAUCAACCGCAUCAAGACCGUGUGUGUGGGCGACAGCAUCGAGGCCAUCAACGACCAGACCAUUGUGGGCUGCCGCCAUUACGAAGUUGCCAAGAUGCUGAGGGAGCUGCCCAGGUCCCAGACCUUCACCCUCAGGCUGGUGCAGCCCAAAAAGGCAUUUGAUAUGAUUGGUCAGAGGACGAAGAGCAGCAAGUGCCCAGGCGAAGGCAGGGUGACCAGUGGGAAGGAAACGCUGCGACUCCGCACAAAGGGCACUGCCACCCUGGAGGAGCUGCCCAGCGAGUUCGAGGAGGAGGCUGCCCAGAAGGUGGACGACCUGCUGGAGAGCUACAUGGGCAUCCGGGACUCAGAUUUGGCUUCGACCAUGGUGGAGACGGCGAAGGAGCGACCGAGCCCUGAGGAAUUUGCCAAGGGCUUGGACUCGGUGCUGGGCGAGUUUGCCUUCCCUGACGACUUCGUGGCUGAUGUCUGGGCAGCCAUCAGUGAAGCCAAGGCGGGCAGGAAGUAGCAUGGUGCUGUGAGCACUUGUCCUGCGUCUCCCCACCUUCCCCAAUGCCGUUGGGUCUUCCUCCCCCAGCUCCCAUCCCUGAUGUGUCUCCCCUGUCUUCCACUCCAAGCAGGGGGGCAGGGGCUCAGCUCAUGAGGUUUCCCUCUGGGCAGUCUUCGGCCUGCGCCCUGGACCCCAGGGGCCUGUUCCCUGCAGAGCUCAGGCUG